This is a messenger RNA of Topomyia yanbarensis, 551 nucleotides long. RefSeq lists its product as uncharacterized. The coding region runs from base 52 to 507 and encodes 151 amino acids. The record is from RefSeq and is a predicted model, not a curated record. The transcript has 2 exons. NCBI's taxonomy places the organism in Eukaryota, Metazoa, Arthropoda, Insecta, Diptera, Culicidae.
CACUUUGUCAGAACGAGACAAUAUUGAGUCGCACUGAUCCAAGCAACCAAGAUGUUCAAAAUUUACUUCCUCCUCGCGCUAGUACCAACAAUGGUACUAUCGGAUGUCAGUUUCACCGCCUGUCCCAAUGGAGCCCCGACACCCACCAUACUGAAGGUCAACGACUGCAUGGCCGAUGAAUGCAAUCUGGUAGCAGGAGAGCACAUUUCAGCCUACGCCAGUGGAAUCUACAGCCCCACGGACAGUGCGACCGCCACGGCUCACAUCUCCGUUUUUCUCGGUGGGCUGGAUUUGGGUUUCGAGCUUCCGCCGCACCUGGAAGAUGCUUGCAGCGUUGGAAUCGAAGGUGGUUGUCCGCUAAUUGCCGAUGAGGCAUUCAGUUAUUUACUGUCCAGUGACAGUCUGGAUGUUCCGGCUCGUGGGGUGGCGGUCGAGAUCGAAGUCGGUCUGACGGGGGACGGCGGUGUCGAGCUGGUCUGUCUGCGGUUUAAUGCUGUCGUUAACUGAGUUGACAUGCGGUGAGAAUAAAGUCUGUUAUGAACCAACUGUUA